AUGCUUGAAAUUGUCUUAUGGGGGCUCUAUGAGAGCUUAAAUGCUCCAGAAAGAACUGGAGGCUUGACUAACCUCCGAACUUUGAAAAAUGUAGCCAUUGAUUCAAAGUUUGCCAGAUACCUGGCCAAUUUGAUGCAGCUUCGUUCGUUGAAUAUUGAGCUAAAGACGGACGUAGAUGGGGAGGUGUUCUGCGCCUCCAUCCACAAAAUGAAAUUGUUGCGUUCCUUGGAUAUCCUCCCAAUCCCUGGGUCCUUUAGAGGGGAGGGAAUUAUUAUCGUCUCCCCAAAUGAGGACUCUUCAGAAACUACGUCUUUGGGGAAAACUAGAGAAGCUACCAACGCAGAGGGGUUUCCUAAGCUUCAAUAUCUCCUUCUGUCAAAGUUAACUGACUUGAGAGAGUGGGGUGAGGUAGAGAAGGGUGCUUUGCCCAACCUGCAUGGAGUACGCAUGUUCAUCUACAAGAAUCUGAAGGCACUGCCGGAAGGCUUCCAAUACCUGAGUUCCCUUCAGACCUUGCAACUUGAUUUCAUGUCUGAUGAGUUUGUGAAUCGGCUAAAGAAUGAAGACCAUUACAAAGUGCAACAUAUGCCUGUUGUUAGGCAUGACUACUAUGAAGUUGAAGAAGGUGAAUGGAAGGCUGAAAUCCUUUAG
This is a messenger RNA of Amborella trichopoda, 651 nucleotides long. NCBI's taxonomy places the organism in Eukaryota, Viridiplantae, Streptophyta, Magnoliopsida, Amborellales, Amborellaceae. The record is from RefSeq and is a predicted model, not a curated record.